AUAGUUAUAUAGCCAUAGUUAUAUAGUCAUAGAUAUAUAGCUAUAGUUAUCUUCUGUCGAGAAAAUACGGCAGUUUCUAAUAGAGACGUAAAAGAGUGUGGAGAAGAUGUCACGCAGAGCAAUUAAAGUGAUUAAUUGGUCGGCAUUAGCCGAAAAAAUUCCAGAGACAGAAACUGCAUUCGCCGCCUUUAAAGCCAAAUCUGAUCAACACCUGCGACGAAUGAACUCAAAUCCAGAAACACCUCCAAAAAUUGAUUGGGCAUUCUACAAGAAAAAUAUUUCAGUGCCUGGAUUAGUUGACAAAUUUCAGAAGGAAUAUGAAUCUUUCAAAGUACCAUAUCCUAUAGAUAAAUAUACUUCAGAAGUUGAGGCUCAAGAAAAAGAAGUGAAUUCCAAAAUUGGGCAAUUUAUUGUCGAGUCGAACCAACGCAUUGCCACUGCCACUAAGGAAAUUGAGAGAAUAAGGAAUUUACUGCCAUUCUCAGAAAUGACAAUGGAAGAUUUUCGAGACGCCUAUCCGGAUCAAGCCAUAAAUCCUGAUAAACCAACAGCUUGGCCGCAUACAUAUGAAGUACAGCCAGAAAACGAAAAAGGACGACCUAUGCAUCAUUAAUAAUCUGUAAUGUUGUGUUCGAAACAGUGAAGUGUAGUCAUAAUUUACUUCUAAUAUUUGAUGAUUGAACUACGCGCGCGUAUCAAGUUGAGAAGAAACAUUCUCUUGUAUUUCUGUUACUAUCAUAUAUUCAAAGUAAAUUUUCUUGCUUUCAGAUG
Molecule: messenger RNA, 771 nt
Organism: Pogonomyrmex barbatus (red harvester ant)
Lineage: Eukaryota; Metazoa; Arthropoda; Insecta; Hymenoptera; Formicidae
Product: ATP synthase subunit d, mitochondrial
Biological process (GO): proton motive force-driven ATP synthesis
Molecular function (GO): proton transmembrane transporter activity
Source: RefSeq, a predicted model, not a curated record